Molecule: messenger RNA, 1665 nt
Organism: Pimephales promelas (fathead minnow)
Lineage: Eukaryota; Metazoa; Chordata; Actinopteri; Cypriniformes; Leuciscidae
Gene: kdf1b
Product: keratinocyte differentiation factor 1b
Biological process (GO): regulation of epidermal cell division; keratinocyte development
Cellular component (GO): cell junction
Source: RefSeq, a predicted model, not a curated record
GUCAAAUUAUUCUCCUUUUACUCUUUUUAAUGACAGUUUGAGGCCGAUUGAAUGAAAACCGGCUGAAUAUUUGUGGACUAAUAGUGAAUUUAAAUCGAGUAACGUUAACCUUUUUGAGCUCUCCGGACUUCCGGAAGAAUCGCCUCAGACUUCGACAUUUCCCCCAUAUGGUACCCUAAGGCCACAGUCCAGCAUCAGGUAACUGCAAAAAGCAGCCAGCAGAGGACGGUCUGGGCCGAGUGUGGUCCCUAUGGAGAGCACCCCGUCCUGGACCAGUGGUCCCAUAGAUGAAGGGCCAUACCGAGAACGAUCUGUCGACCCCGUGGAGGUUGAGAUCCAGCAAAUUGGAGUGAGGCACAAAGUCAACAAGGAUGCUAAUGGAAAUACGACUGGGCCGGAGACGGUAAGCUUUCUCCCUGCCAAAGAAGAGCCCGUUUCGGGGACGUGUGUGUGCGGACCUUGUGCGUCCGUGGUGAGCUGCAGGAAGCUUUUUUGUAGCGUGUUGACUUGUGGAUUGUACCGUGUAUGUCGACGCUUGCCUUGUCUCAUUUCGAGCACAGCUCCUAACGCACCGGUGGAGAUCGUGUCAAGUCCUCCACAGGUUGAGAAUGGCUUCUACCCCGACGUCUGUAUUGGUGGUGUCAAGGUGGACACAUCCGUCAUUGAAGAGGAUGAGGAGUGUGUGUCGUUUUCCACUUCGAAAUUAGAGAUGGACAGUCCAGUCUACUUCAGUAGCUUACAGGACGAUGACUUUAUCGAUGGCAACGAGACAGAAGACGUGGACACGCUCAUCACCCGGAAGCUUAUGGAGGUCUUCUCCGAGUUUGAGAUCAACGAGCUGGCCAAGUGCACCUCGGACUCCAUGUUCCUGCGGCGUUCCCGGGAGAUCAGUCAACUGAUCUCGGAUAUCGUGCAGGAACACAACAUGGAGGAGAAGGAGGCCGAGUGCAGGCUCGUGCGAGAGAUUGUUCGCAUCAGCACGCGCAAGAGUAAGAAGAAGCCGCAAAUUCGUCCGCAGGAGCUGCAGCGGGACAGUGGGAAUGACACCUGGAACAGCAAAAAGAACAGCCAAAAGAGCAGCUUCAAUUCCAUGAGUGAUGGAAAGUUGCAGAUUUCCACGGAGAGGUCCGAUGACAUAGAAGCCAGGAAGUUACGCAACAACAGUAACCAGUCAUUUUCUCGGAGUUUCCAGGAAACUGGUGUGCCGAUCACAUCGGACAGUCCCUUACUACCCAGCGGCAUACGGGCGUGAGAGUUUUCCUUCAGAUCAUACAUCUUUUUUUUAUUUCCAAACGUCCUUAAACUUUGAAUACUUCAUCUCUUUGAAAAACUUGGAGUCAGUGGAUGAGUUUAGAAGUAGACCCCUGAAAAUUGUGAUUUCAUGGGCAGUUAACAUAUCUGAAGAGGUAGUUGUAUUUAUGCUUCUACGUCACAUUUUUGUUCUUUGGACUCUUGUGAUGGAUAUGUGAAGUAUCUUAAUGUUGCUGUCCAGCAAACACAUUUAGCUUGACUUCCUGAGAAUGAAGAAUGGAAAACAAUGUGACCUCUUUAUAGCCAAUAGAUGGGCAUAUACUGUGUAAAUUCAAAUUAGCUUUAUUGGCAUGAAUGUGUAAAAUAGCACAAUAUUGCCAAAGCAAACUGUAGCAUGAUUUAACUCUGCCUUUU